CGCCGGCCCGGCCCUCCUCGCCGCCCCUCCCGCGCGCGUCCACCGGCUCCCCGGCUCGCGCCGCUCCAUGUAGCCCCGGAUCCCCGGGAGACCGAGGAGGAGGAGGAGGCGGCGGAGGAGGAGGAGGAGGAGGGGGCGACCACAAGAUGGCGGACCUCUCGCUGCUCCAGGAGGACCUGCAGGAGGACGCGGACGGAUUUGGUGUGGAUGACUACAGCUCAGAGUCUGAUGUGAUUAUUGUACCUUCAGCCCUGGACUUUGUCUCACAAGAUGAAAUGUUGACGCCACUGGGGAGACUGGACAAGUAUGCUGCAAGUGAGAACGUGUUUAACAGACAGAUGGUGGCCCGGAGUUUGCUGGAUACGUUGAGGGAAGUCUGUGACGAUGAGAGAGAUUGUACUGCUGUUUUGGAAAGAAUUAGCAGAUUAGCUGACGACUCAGAACCGACUGUGAGAGCAGAGCUGAUGGAACAGGUGCCUCACAUUGCAUUAUUCUGUCAAGAAAACCGCCCUUCGAUUCCAUAUGCUUUUUCCAAGUACUUACUACCCAUUGUGGUCAGAUACCUUGCAGAUCAAAAUAAUCAGGUGAGAAAAACAAGCCAGGCGGCGUUGCUGGCUCUGCUGGAGCAGGAGCUCAUUGAACGGUUUGAUGUGGAGACCAAGGUGUGCCCUGUGCUCAUAGAGCUCACCGCCCCGGACAGCAACGACGACGUCAAGACCGAGGCUGUGGCUAUAAUGUGCAAAAUGGCUCCCAUGGUCGGGAGGGACAUUACUGAGCGGCUCAUCCUGCCCAGGUUUUGUGAGAUGUGUUGUGAUUGCAGAAUGUUUCAUGUUCGGAAGGUCUGUGCUGCCAAUUUUGGAGAUAUUUGCAAUGUGGUUGGCCAGCAAGCCACUGAGGAGAUGCUGCUGCCCAGGUUUUUCCAGCUUUGUUCUGAUAAUGUGUGGGGAGUCCGAAAGGCUUGUGCUGAAUGCUUCAUGGCGGUUUCAUGUGCAACAUGUCAAGAAAUUCGGCGGACUAAGCUAUCAGCACUGUUUAUUAAUUUGAUCAGUGAUCCUUCACGCUGGGUUCGCCAAGCAGCAUUUCAGUCUCUGGGACCCUUCAUUUCUACUUUUGCUAAUCCAUCUAGCUCAGGCCAAUAUUUUAAAGAAGACAGCAAAAGUUCAGAAGAUAUCUCAAUAGAAGAUAAAAAUAGGCUUCAAGAUCCUGAGGCUGCAGAGGACGUGCUUGCCAGGCCAGAGGAUGCCCUUUGCGACCUCAGAGGCAGCAGCUGCAGCGUGGCCCUGCCACACAGGGCCCAAGACUGUGCUGCUGAGGUGUGUACGGAAGCUGCAGGUGAAUUCAGUGUUCCGGUGGACAGUGCUGCACUUUGUACUUUGUCCUCAGAAUCUCAAGACGCAAGUAGUAGUGAGAGCAAUGAGAAUCUCGUUGACUGCAAAUCGGCAUCACAAGCAGAGGCUGGCAGCAGUUCCCAGGAGUCGGCUGUCUUAGAUCAGGAAUUAUACAACUCUUUCCAUUUCUGGAGGACUCCUCUCCCUGAAAUAGAUCUGGAUGUGGAGCUUGAAGAGGACACUGGGAAAAACCUCAGCUCGGAGGAAUCAGAGGCAGCACCUGAGAUCCCUGGGCCAGCUUCUCCAAACAUCACCGUGGCCAGCAGACGGGAGCUCGAGGAAAUGAUCGAGAAUCUUGAGCCCCACAUGGACGAUCCAGAUGUUAAAGCCCAGGUGGAGGUGCUGUCUGCCGCACUCCGCGCAUCUAGUCUGGAUGCCCAUGAGGAGACCGUCAGCAUAGAGAAGAGAGGCGAUCUGGAAGAUGAUCUGGGUAUAAAUGAGCUACCAAACUGUAAAAUAAGCCACGAUGAUACUGUGCCUUUAAUCAGCGAUGCCAUUGAGACUAUGGACUCCUCCCUUCACUACAUCCACAAUGAUUCAGACUUGAGCACCAGCAGCAGUUUCAGCCCUGAUGAGGAAAGGAAAUCCAAAGUCCAAGAUGUUGUUCCCCAGGCCUUGCUAGAUCAGUACCUGUCCAUGACGGAUCCCUCUCGGGCACAGACGGUCGACACGGAGAUCGCCAAGCACUGUGCCUACAGCCUCCCAGGGGUGGCCCUGACGCUCGGCAGGCAGAAUUGGCACUGCCUGCGGGAGACCUACGAGACCCUGGCGUCCGACAUGCAGUGGAAAGUUCGAAGAACAUUAGCGUUCUCCAUCCACGAGCUUGCAGUUAUUCUCGGAGACCAGUUGACAGCUGCAGAUCUGGUUCCAAUUUUUAAUGGAUUUCUGAAAGACCUCGAUGAAGUCAGGAUAGGCGUCCUCAAGCAUUUGCAUGAUUUUCUGAAGCUGCUUCAUAUUGACAAAAGAAGAGAGUAUCUUUAUCAGCUGCAGGAAUUCCUGGUGACGGAUAAUAGCAGGAACUGGCGCUUCCGAGCGGAACUGGCUGAGCAGCUCAUCCUGCUGCUGGAACUCUAUAGCCCCAGGGACGUUUAUGACUACCUACGCCCCAUCGCUCUGAAUCUGUGUGCAGACAAAGUGUCUUCUGUUCGCUGGAUAUCCUACAAGUUGGUCAGUGAGAUGGUGAAGAAGCUGCACACGGCCACCCCGCCGACCUUCGGAGUGGACCUCAUCAACGAGCUGGUGGAGAACUUCGGCAGAUGCCCCAAGUGGUCUGGGCGGCAGGCCUUCGUCUUUGUCUGCCAGACUGUCAUUGAGGACGACUGCCUCCCCAUGGAACAGUUUGCUGUGCAUCUGAUGCCCCACCUGCUGACCUUGGCCAAUGACAGGGUUCCCAAUGUCAGGGUGCUGCUCGCAAAGACGCUAAGGCAGACUCUGCUCGAGAAAGACUACUUCCUGGCCUCCGCCGGCUGUCACCAGGAGGCCGUGGAGCAGACCAUCAUGGCCCUGCAGAUGGACCGCGACAGUGACGUCAAGUAUUUUGCCAGCAUCCACCCGGCCAGUACCAAGCUCUCCGAGGACGCCCUGAGCACGGCUUCCUCCACCUACUAGGGAGCGGGGACCAGGCGUCCCUCCUGCUCUUGUGGGGCCGAGGCCCCGCCGGUGCUCCCCACGCGCGGCCCUGGGCCAGCCUCUGGGGGAGAGGCCUUCUCGUGCAGACUUCACAGCAGGCACCAGUGGCCUCCGCCUGACACCAGGGAUCUGAAAGGCGAGAGCAAGCACAGUAAACACUAUUAUCUUACCUUGACUUGAAGGGAAAAUAAUUUCUCAGAGGAUUAUAAUUGUCACCGAAGCCUUAAACCCUUCUGUCUUCCUGACUGAAUGAAACUUGAAUUGGCAGAGCGUUUUCCUUGUGGACGAGAUGAGAUUCCCAGAGACCUGCAUUGCUUUCUCCUGGUCUGCUUUAACCAGCGAUAUAUGAAAUUCCUACAGCCGGAAGGCGGCCGUGCGCCCAGACGGGAAGGAGACCAGUGUUAGCCCUAAGCGCGCUCCUCCGAGGCAAGGACCUGCGGUCGGGGGCCAGCUCCCCACCCGGCCCCACGUGUGAAUAGUUUUUUGACGUGUGUAAAUGAGAAAGGACGUUUUUGGAUUUCUCCCAAGGGCUUGAUGCUAACACUAAAGUAGACUGAUUUUAACUAGAUGCAGCACAUUGCUGCGCACACUCACAGGACCUUGCUGCGUUUCUCUGUCCUCAUGUUCUUCAUGCUGGUCAUGACCUGAAGGAAAUUUAUUAGCACGUAGAUUGUAUGUCAGGUGUUUUUAACUUGAUCAUGAUCAGCUCUGAGGUGCAACUUUGUUCACAUACUGUGCGGACCUGUGACCACUCCUGGGAGUGUUGCAGUCUAAUCAUGCUGUUGAAAACCGUUGGGGCACAUGUUCUCUUGUCCAAAUAAAGUUUAUUAAUAAGAUCUA
Ochotona curzoniae (black-lipped pika) is the source of this 3857-nucleotide messenger RNA. It is a transcript of the gene PPP4R1, whose product is annotated as protein phosphatase 4 regulatory subunit 1. The record is from RefSeq and is a predicted model, not a curated record. Gene Ontology annotation, molecular function: protein phosphatase regulator activity; protein binding. Lineage: Eukaryota; Metazoa; Chordata; Mammalia; Lagomorpha; Ochotonidae. The coding region runs from base 147 to 2996 and encodes 949 amino acids. Gene Ontology annotation, biological process: protein dephosphorylation. The transcript is spliced from 20 exons.